UUUUGUUGUUUUUUUUUCUGGGUGAAGUUUUGCUGUUAGCUGUGAUUCGGUUGAUCUCUGGGCAGGUAGUGUGUUUAUAGAGGAUGUGAGUAACCGAACAGUGAGUCAGGAAGAUGUAGAAGCUGUGACGUGACGCGGCGAUUUCCUUUAUUUUGCGGCUCCAACUUCCUAACUUAUAUUUUGGAAGAGGUUGUUUGACAUGUAGCUGCUCAUCCAGCUGCCUUUGUCAAACACAUCUAUUUCUCAGUCCUCUCCUGACCCUGAGCUUCUACUGAUUUGCUUUUUGAGGAUAAAGAUGUUGGAGAAGUUGUCACGUUGCUUCCCUGCGGAGGAGAAACUUCUUCCUCCCCGGAGGAGUCGCUGGACUUCAGCCGCUGUUGCUGUCCUCCUCCUCGGCUUGUUGGCUUCGUCUUGCUGGGCAGAAGAAGCCUCCUGUCACGGAGCCUACGACCUCUACUUUGUUCUAGACAAGUCUGGAAGCGUCGCCACCGACUGGUUCGAGAUUUACUCCUUUGUGAAGAAUCUUACAGACCGCUUUGUAAGCCCCAGUAUGAGGGUCUCCUUCAUCGUCUUCUCGGCUCGAGCAGAAGUUCUGCUGCCUCUGACUGGAGACAGGUAUGAGAUUGAAGAAGGUCUGCGGCGUCUGAAGGCUGUGAAUCCGGCAGGUGAAACGUACAUGCAUGAGGGGAUCAAACAGGCCACAGCUCAGAUACAGAAGCAGUCCAUCAAGUCGUCCAGCAUCAUUUUGGGCCUGACGGACGGAAAACUGGCGGUUUACGUCCACGAACUCACCGUGAAGCAGGCCGACGAAGCGAGGAAAUACGGCGCUCGUGUUUACUGUGUGGGAAUCAAGGACUUCGACGAGCAGCAGCUUGCCGACAUCGCCGACACCAAGGACCAUGUGUUUCCUGUCAAAGAUGGCUUCCACGCUCUCAAAGGCAUCGUCAAUUCUAUAUUGAAGCGAUCGUGCACAGAGAUCCUAACCGUGGAGCCGUCCAGUGUCUGUGUGAAUGAGUCCUUCGACAUCGUCCUCCGAGGGAACGGCUUCACGCCUGGACGCAGCAACGAAGGAGUCGUCUGCAGCUUCAUAGUCGACCAGCAGACCUACAAUCACAAGCCGAGCGUCGUGCGUAACGACUAUCUGCUGUGUCCGGCUCCAAAGCUCUAUGAAGUUGGACAGACUAUGGAUGUUCUGAUCAGCCUGAACCAGGGGAAGACCUUCAUCUCCGGCGCCUACACCAUCACUGCCUCCACAUGUUCGGACGGGUUCGUGGUGGCGAUCGUCUUCCUGGUGCUGCUGAUCCUCGUGGCUUUAGCCCUCAUGUGGUGGUUCUGGCCUCUCUGCUGCACUGUGGUCAUCAAAGACCCGCCGCCGCCUCCUCCACCGUCACGUCCUCCGCCACCUGAGCCCGAACCGCUGCCUAAGAAGAAAUGGCCGACCGUGGACGCUUCGUACUACGGAGGACGAGGCGCAGGAGGGAUCAAACGCAUGGAGGUACGUUGGGGUGAAAAAGGAUCUACGGAGGAAGGAGCUCGACUGGAGAAAGCCAAGAACGCCAAAAUUCACAUACCAGAAGACGUAGAGGAGCCGAUGAUCAAACGUCCACAACCGAAACCAGCCCCGACCCACCAGGCCGAGAACAAGUGGUACACUCCCAUCAAGGGUCGUCUCGAUGCUCUGUGGGCUUUAUUGCGGCGGCAGUAUGACCGAGUGUCCCUGAUGCGUCCCACCUCAGCAGACAAGGGCAGGUGUAUUAAUUUCAACCGAGUGCAGCAUCAGUAGAAGAAGAAGAAGAAAGACCUGCUGUGUGAAAAAGCAACGUGUGCUGAUCGCUGCGGACCAAGAGAAGAAUUUCAGGUUUUAUUGUUUUUCUGUUUGAAGACGUGUAAUCUGCAGCUGAAACCACUAUCUGUUCACUCCGCUUCACUUCCUGCCACAACGUUUCCUCCUUCGGCCCUCAGGAGCAAACAGGGUCACGUGUUAAUAUCCUUUAAGUUAUUUACCGCCUUCUCCUUGCACCAAAUCGUUUUUUGUUUUUUUGUAUUAUUUUAAUUAAUAAAAAUAAAUGUAAUUAAAAAAAAGGAAGCAGGAGUGCUCAGACUGGGUUAGCUUUUCAUGCGCACCAAAGGCUUUAACAUAUUCUGACCAUAUUGUGCCUUCUGUGGAAAAAACCUAAUUUCAUGGACACAGACGGAAGCUUAAAAAAAAAAAAAAAAAACGCAGAGAGAGAAGGGGGCUGUUUGCCUUUGGCGUGGAAGUUGGAAUAAUCCCUGCGGGCCUCGCAAGUGCAGAAGUCGGCUGCCUUUUGGCAACGUCUCAUCAUCACGACUCGUGUCCAACUUCAGCGGCGCCGGAUGCCUGGCGGCUGCUCUUUGACUGGCUUAUCUUGUCAUUUUAACACUGAGAAGUGCACACGCAUGACAAAUUGUAGACAGGACGCCCCAAGGUACUGGAAGACUUUGCCCUUUAGUUUUUUUUUUUAAAAGACACCUUCUUUUCAUUAUGCACUCGGGACAAGGGAAAUUAAUAGAGCGUUAUUGGACCGCGGGACAGCCUCCUGACCAUCUCCAGCUACGUUUGAGGGAUUGAUGCCUUUAAGACCUUGACAUGGCGCUUGGUGGUGGGGUUUUUUUUGCCCCUGUUUUUCGACGCAGUCUGCUCCAUGCUCACCAAGGCGUAGCGCGUCGACUUUUUUAAGAUAUAGAUUCCUCAGAGGGGGCGACUCACCAGCUUCCCUCAGCAACCGGAAUAUCAAAGUUUAAUUAAAAUAAUUAAAGGCAACAGCAAGCAGCAGCCUGUGAAGACUCGCCUUGUCUCUUUUUUAUGCCUUUUGACAUUGAAUGACCCAUUACAGGAAAAGGGGUAAAAAAAAAAAAAAAAAAAAGAGGCGGUGACGGCGCGCCAACGUCCAAAACGCAAACCCAAAGCAACGGAUGCGACGGACGGAUAAGUAUUGUUCAUUUACACAAAAUUAUGUCCACCCCUCCCCUCCUCCUUCCCUCCACCCCAACCCCAAAAAAAUAUAUAUUUAUGUAUAUUGUGGAUUUCUCAAGCGCGCUGUCACAACGCCAAUCCCAAAUGAUGUCAGUGCGAGCGGAAAAAAAAAAAAAAAAAAAACACUGUGGGGGGGCGGGAGGAGGAGGAGGAAAAGGGGGCAGCAGCUGAAGAAAAAGGCUCGAAUGAUCCAGUCACUUCGGAUACCGUACUUCAGAUGCAAAAUGGAUAUUGGAGUGGAAACCUGACAAAGCGCGCCGGCUUUGACGGGAAGCGGUAUAGACAAUGACCAGUGGCUGGGUCAGUGGCACGUCUCUGUGCAAGCAGGGAAGCUUAUCAAAUGACACUAAAAAUAAGUUCAGCAACCGUCAAGUUUGAGGGCGAGCGGCUCACAUUUUCGGGCGAGCGACACGACUCUCUAAUUAAUCCUUUGUUUCCUCCUUCGCAUCCCGCAAAUAAAUCGAAUCCUCGGGGUGCGCUGGUGUUUAUGUCCGACUUAAACGCUUCUGUGGCCUCUUGCGUAAUUUUUUUGCGGGGCUGACAUUUAAUGGGCUCAUCAGGAAAUCACAUCAUUAACUCCAACUAAUGCGAUAUCUACACACUGUGUCCUCUAAAAACCAAAGUGUUGAACUGUGCCUUUUUUGUACAAAAAAUUUUUUGUAUUUUUGUAUUUUUGUCCACCAAAUUUCUAGCCUCAGUGUGAUUUGCAUGCACUACUUCCUGCUUCCUGCUAAUUUAUCAUUUUUAUUAUCUUUUAUACUCAUGUAGCACCUUGAAGUCCGGGUUCGACUCGUACGAGCUGCACAUGUGUGCGAGUCGCAACCCAAAAAAAACCAAAAAAUCCUUCCAUUACAAAGCUCUUUUCUGGGUUUUACACUGUUUUUUUUAUUAUUUCUAGUCAUUUCUGUUACUGUGUUACACUGCAAUCUGUUGUGUCAAAUAUACAUGAGAUAAAAAAAGGUGUUUGUGUC
Messenger RNA from Amphiprion ocellaris (clown anemonefish), 3966 nucleotides. RefSeq names its product ANTXR cell adhesion molecule 2a (gene antxr2a). The record is from RefSeq and is a predicted model, not a curated record. Gene Ontology annotation, cellular component: membrane. The coding region runs from base 296 to 1783 and encodes 495 amino acids. Gene Ontology annotation, molecular function: signaling receptor activity. The transcript is spliced from 17 exons. NCBI's taxonomy places the organism in Eukaryota, Metazoa, Chordata, Actinopteri, Pomacentridae.